Molecule: messenger RNA, 597 nt
Organism: Recurvomyces mirabilis
Lineage: Eukaryota; Fungi; Ascomycota; Dothideomycetes; Mycosphaerellales; Teratosphaeriaceae
Exons: 8
Coding region: 1-597 (198 amino acids)
Source: RefSeq, a predicted model, not a curated record
AUGCCUAAAGUACACACACACGUCACAUUCCCGACAUCCUCCGUGCCAGUCGCGUGCAACCAGAAGGGUUGGACUCUCGUCUACCCUGAUGGCUUUGCACAAGACAUUGGGACAGCAAGUGGGGUUGAAGGUGAUUCCAGUCCAUCGCUCCCUGAUCCAGACGACCCUGUUAGCAUCAUGCAGCAGUUCUUCGCUGGUGCCGCCGAGGAUGGAUUGGAGGAGCCGGAGAUCUCGCUUGUGGUAGAGCCGCUCAGUGCCGGUGCGAAUGUCGAGGACGACGAAGAAGAAGGAGAAGAAGACCAAGAAGAAGAAGAAGAAGAAGAAGAAGAGCCGCCGAAGAAGAAGAAGAAGACGACGAAGGAGAAGGCGACGAAGACGACGAAGACGACGAAGACGACACCAGCGGAGAAGAAAGCUGGCCCCGCGCCGAAGAAGAAGAAGACGCCUGCUUCUCCUCCUGCGUCGCCGCCUGCGCCGGUGAAGAGACCAAGGCGCGCUGUUCGCGACUCCGCUCCGGCGGACUACUAUGACGACCCCUUCGGGGACAAAGGUUUGUCCUUGCCCUCGCCCACGAUCAGCUCAUUGACCCGUUCCUGA